Messenger RNA from Colletotrichum navitas, 1480 nucleotides. RefSeq names its product phosphotransferase enzyme family-domain-containing protein. The coding region runs from base 140 to 1315 and encodes 391 amino acids. The transcript is spliced from 3 exons. The record is from RefSeq and is a predicted model, not a curated record. NCBI's taxonomy places the organism in Eukaryota, Fungi, Ascomycota, Sordariomycetes, Glomerellales, Glomerellaceae.
UUAAACGAUUACGUUCAUAUCCGUAGCCUACUCUUUCUUAUUGAUCUAUCCAAUCCACUAUCUCUUCAUCCGGUGCUUAUGGACUUGAAUUCUCGGCGACACCAACCUCGGAAACAUUUACGUUUCUGCAUGUGUUAGCAUGACUCUCGAACAUAACAACCUAUCGCCCGAACUGAACUGGAAUCAUGAUCCUCGGGGCAAUGUGUGCUUGCAGCGAACUAACUGGGGAGCUCUAUGCGAAAUUGCCUCUCACAACAAGGACGGAGUCCCAUGCGAGCCCCUUGAACGUUAUACUAUUGGCGGCAGCUUUCUUGCGCGUUUGAUUCACUUUCAAGACGGGACCCUCUGGGUCGCCCGCGUUCAGCUCCACGAGCCAACUCAAAAGACCUCUGAAAGACUGCGCAUCGAACUCGACACCAUGUUCUUACUCAGAUCACGGACAAAGGCCCCGGUACCUCAGGUCUUCUCAUUUGCCCUCGACGCAGACUUGACGGGGUCUGCUUUCGUUCUGCUAGAGUAUCUGCCUGGCAACAACGCCGCCGAUCAAGCUCGCGACUAUGUAAGAACCGACUGGGGCCUUAUGCCGCCCCAGAACCGUCCAGCAUUCUAUCGUACCAUGGCGGCUGCUCAGGUUCAAAUCGCGUCCGCCCGCCUCCCGAAAAUUGGCACCGUCAUUCGCAACAAUGACGGCAGCUUCAACGUUGGUCCGAUUCCAGGCCUCGGGGGUCCAUUUGACACAGCGAAAUCCUUCAUCUGUGCUUGGGCUAGGAAGGCCAAAUUUCCCUACGACGAAGCCUCCAUCCGAGAAAAUGUUCCUACCCGGUUUGCCGAGCAAAUCAUUGAGGGAAUCAGACAAUUCCCAUCCCGGAUUGCCGGGUUGGCUAUGUCCGGCAAGCACUUUACGCGCGCAGGCCCCUUCCCAAUCCGACACCCUGAUCUCUUCCACAGCAAUGUGAUUGUUACAAAAGCCUAUAACGUGAUAGGUGUGGUCGACUGGCAGGAUUCGCAUACGAUACCUUGGGAACUUGCAGAUCUUCCUUUGUUCUUCAACACAGUACCUCCUCUGAUGAACAGUCCUGAUCAAUAUGACAAGACAGGCCGGCCGCUGGACAAAGAUGAAGCCGGGAAAUGGGCGGAUGAGGAAUCUUACGCUAACCUUGUGCGGGAUGCUGAGCGGGAUGCAGGCGUGGACAACAAUCUUUCACAGAUCCUCACCGAUAGAGAUUCCCGAUAUUUGGCUGCCGUUGUUCACCUGUUCUCUCAGGGGAAGAUAGGCUUCUACGGUAAGGUUCUAGACCAUUUUCAGGCUAAGUAAGGUGUUGAUGCGAGAUGCUCUCGUUGUAACGAGAUGUAGAAACCGUGGGUGUGGAAGAGAGAGGGGAUGGUGGCUAGAUAGACAAGAGGAGAACAAUUCUCUGUUUAAGAUACGAGUAUUUUAGUUUCAGAAAGACUACACCGUAUUUAAUGAUCUCUUCACGCG